AUUGUUUCAGAUUUUUAGUGCGAAAUAGCAAAAGGUAGUGCGCAAACUCGCCGGUCGCGGUCUUCUUCACUGCCAAAUCUAGGGUUCUCUUUGGUCUCUGUUGCGUUUCAGGUGCCUUCCUACUGAAACGCCGUCGUUUUCGUCCCCUAUCCUUCUUCCCCGUCUGGUAAUUCGUUGAAAUGAAGCUCACUGUGAAGACCCUCAAGGGAAGCCACUUCGAAAUUAGGGUUCAGCCCACCGACACCGUGAUGGCUGUCAAGAAACAUAUUGAAGAUAUCCAAGGAAAGGCUAAUUAUCCUUGUGGUCAGCAAUUAUUGAUACACAAUGGUAAAGUUCUAAAAGAUGAAACUACGCUGGCAGAAAACAAAGUAUCUGAAGAGGGUUUCCUAGUUGUCAUGCUCAGCAAGAGCAAAACGUCUGGCUCAGCAGGGCAGUCAUCGACUCAGACUGCUCAAAACCCACCUGUAGCUCAACCAAUUAUAAAUUCAACUCCUACCCAAGUUGCACCAUCUCCGACUCCUGCACCUCAAGCUCCCGCACCAGCCCCGCCAUCUGCCCCUAAGAACACUACAUCUACUUCAGACAGGGCGACAGAUAAUGUGCAAACAGAUACGUACGGUCAAGCUGCUUCAAAUUUGGUCGCUGGUAAUAACCUGGAAGAGACCAUUCAACAAAUAAUGGAUAUGGGAGGUGGCAACUGGGACAGAGAAACAGUUGUUCGUGCACUAAGAGCUGCAUACAACAAUCCAGAGCGUGCAGUGGAUUACUUGUACUCCGGUAUCCCGGAAUCUGCAGAAGUUGCAGUACCAGUGGGUCGUUUUGGUUCUGGUCAAGCCACUGGAACUGAUGGAUCCCUUCCUGCACCUGCCUCUGGAGCACCCAACACAGCCCCCUUGAACAUGUUUCCUCAGGCACUUCCUGCUGGUGGCGGCAGCGGUGGCGGCGGUAAUCUUGGAUCUCUUGAAUUCCUUAGAAACAAUCCACAGUUUCAAGCCUUGCGGACGAUGGUGCAUACAAACCCUCAAAUCUUACAGCCCAUGCUUCAAGAACUUGGAAAGCAGAAUCCCCAGCUUUUGAGACUCAUUCAGGAUCAUCAUGCAGAGUUCCUUCAGUUAAUUAACGAACCUGUCGAUAAUUUUGAGGGAGAGAUGUUUGAACAGGCUGACCCGGACAUGCCUCAUGCCAUUAAUGUCACUCCAGCCGAACAGGCAGCCAUCGAACGACUCGAGGCGAUGGGAUUCGAUAGAGCCUUAGUCAUUGAGGCAUUUUUGGCGUGCGAUCGCAACGAGGAACUAGCAGCUAACUACUUACUGGAGAAUUCUGGAGAUUUUGAUGACUAACCAACAAACAAAGAAUUAAUGUUAACCGCACUGUAUUCAUUAUUUUUGGUGCUAAGGUGAAUUGGUAUCCUUGUCAGCAUAUUCUUCUUCACUUUUUGAGUCUUCUUUGCAUUACAUUUUAUAUACUGUACUAAUAAAUAGGAAAUUUAAUUAUUCUCUAGUAUGGUCAGAAUUGGUAUUU
Molecule: messenger RNA, 1521 nt
Organism: Cucurbita pepo subsp. pepo (vegetable marrow)
Lineage: Eukaryota; Viridiplantae; Streptophyta; Magnoliopsida; Cucurbitales; Cucurbitaceae
Product: ubiquitin receptor RAD23b
Biological process (GO): proteasome-mediated ubiquitin-dependent protein catabolic process; nucleotide-excision repair
Cellular component (GO): cytosol; nucleoplasm
Molecular function (GO): proteasome binding; damaged DNA binding; ubiquitin binding
Source: RefSeq, a predicted model, not a curated record